AUGGUUCUCAAUAACAACGCAACAAACAAUUCAAAACAAACAAGUCCACUCUGUACGAACGGUAUGAUGAAUGUUUUGACAAGUGGCAGUGCUUCAACACCGAACACCCAUGCUACCCCGCAUGCAAGCCACAACACUCACCAUCAUCAUCAUUCUGGAAAUUCUUCACCAUUCGAACAUCAACCCUCUCAACCACAACAACAUUUCAAUUCUCGGUUCAUGCCAAGUCUCAUCCACCCAAUGCCUCAUCCACAACAACAACAUUUCACAAACAACAACAACAACCAUCACAUGGGUUCUAUAAACAAUUCCUUUGAUUUCACACAAAGAAGGCCUUCCAUUUCCUCAAACAGCUCAACACCUUCCAACUCUGUCAACAAAAGUUUGACCAAUAACAACCAUUUGUUUUCCCAUCCCUCAGCACCACCACCACCCAACACUCAACAAAUGCAUCACCAUCCCAUUAGCAACACCUCCAACAACAACAACAACAACUCGACCAAUAAGACAAAUUCAAUGGUUUUGACAGCAACAACCACUUUAUGUAACAAUAGUGUUCCACCCUCUUGUUCAAACAACAUUGUGUCCUCCUCAACCACUCCUUUGCAACUUUUGAACCAUUUGGACCGACAAACUGUGGCUCUCUUACAAUUGGUUCUCAAUUCAUCCUCUUCCUCCAAUAACAAUAAUGAUAACAAUGGAAAUUUGACGAACAACAUUAACACCACCACCACCACCAAUACUAUUACCAACAACAACACUGCAACAACACAACGGUUGAACACUUCUCAAAGUGGUACCACUCCAAAUCCUACUACUAGUCGGAGAGAAUCACCACCGUCGUCAUCUCUUUUGCUGCUCCCACCCAACACCAGCCAGUGUUCUCAAAUGACAAAUAUGGUCUAUAUGAACAAUUCUGGCAGAAAUCAACACGACGACCACAGAGAAUGUACUUCCUACACGGCCAUGCUCAUCGACAAUGAUCACCACCAUGAGAAUGGAAACCCCAAUUCAUGCAUGGAUGAACCUCUGCAACAACAACACAAUGAUUCUUCUGAUCACCACCACCACCACCACCACCACCACCAUCAACAAACAUCUUGUGCUUUCACAAGUGGACCUCUCUCUUCCACGUCUCUAGCAACAACAACAACAGCUCGUUCCUCAUCAUCAGUUUCGUCUUCAUCGAGUUCCGAUUCUUAUUCACACCCAACAUCAACAACAACAACUCUUCAACAUCAUCAAAAAGAUGAAAACGAUGCAUCGUACACAAUGGAGGAAAAAGCACCAUUGAGUCCAAUCUCCAAUUCGUUUUUCCUCCUCUCAGAUGAUGCAGUUUUACCACUCAUAGCAAAUUCGAGCGAAAAUGCGAAUGGGAUAACGAGAGAAACUUGUGCACUGGAUGGUGAUCAAGUCGUGGACUUGCAAGUUGAAGGUGAUCCAUUCUCCUCUUCCUUUCAUGAAAGAAACGAGACUGUGACGAACAAGAUGGCGACGGCUCACAUGACACCAAAUAUUAAACACCCGCACCAAGAAAAACAAGAAUACGAGGAAGAAUCUUGCUCCCAUAAUAAGCAAGUAACAGAGACAAAAACUUCAAGUCGUCGACAAUUAUCGAAAAGAAAAACUCCAAGCAGUACGACAGUAGAGAAAAAACAAACACGAAGAAGCAACAUGAACGUGACGAACUCUUCAUCGUCCUCGUCCUCAUCCUCAUCCUUCUCUGCCAAUGCAACCCAUUCAGAGGAAUCUUCUCACCAACAUGUUCAACAUCAUUCGAAUGAAGAACAACCAACAACAACUGACCAUACAACUCCAAAAAAGAAGAGAACCAUUCGUGAUCGUUUGAUAUGGGGUGAAGAUUUACAUGCAAAAUUCGUCCGAGUGGUUCAUGAAUUGGGUGUGAAUGAGGCUCGACCCAAGGAAAUUAAAAAGUUGAUGAAUGACGAUCGAGUGAAUACCACACACAUCAAAUCACAUUUACAAAAGUAUCGAACCCAUCUGAAGAAGAAACAACAACAACAACUCGAACAUCAACUUGGCGAAAAUUUAGGUACGGGUGGUCUCGAAACAAGUGCCAGUGGCCACUCAUCAUCCGCAUUGAAUGAAGUCUCAAAGAGAAGUCAUGGAAGCAUCUCGUCCUCUUCCUCUUUGAAAAGAAAAAAGCUCAAAACAGAAUCUUCUUCCUCAUCAUCGUUGUCGUCUGGGAUUCAAGUCGCGAGUAGUGCUGGUGCUGGUGCUGGUGGUAGUGGCAGUAGCAUUGAAGAACAUGUCAUAAUGCAGCAGCAUUCAGAGACAUUGAAUCACACAUCGUCCAAGAAAAGGUCACCUCUUGCACACAGCGCUUCUCAAGAUAGUUUUUCAAAGAAUGCAAAAGAGAAUCACAUGUUGAGAGUGUCGUCAUCGUCAUCCAUGAAUAGUGGUAGCCAUUCCAUGAAUGUUACAUGUACGAGUGGAAUGACCCCUCCAUUAUCUUCAAACAACAACAACACGAGCAAUAACAAUCACUCAUCUCUUCUUUCAGCAGAUCCAUCUUCAAGUCUAUUACAUGCAUUGACUCAACAACAACAACAACCACAAACGAACAAUGACUUGGCAUCUCUCACGAUGGAACAGUUACUCAAUGUUUAUCAUUCAAGUUUUCAACAACAACCUGAGCUUGACACGACACAAACCAAUGCCUCCUUUGUUAAUACUCACCAGCCUGCAACAGGUUCGACAUCUCCUACCUCUCACAUGGCACUUUUAAAUUUACCAAAUCCUUUUCAAACGAACGUGUCACUCUCUCCGACGGCAGCAACAACAUCGACCACCGCCAUGCAUUCUACACAACAACAACAACCCUACAUGAAUCGAGGUAAUACCAAUAGAGGAACGAUGAAUGGAACGACCUCUGUAAACGCCAUGAACAAUGCAUCUCAACCUAACAUGAUGCUUUUGGUGAAUCAAAUGACACUUCAACAACCACAGAUGAGUUCAAUGACACAACCAUUUGGGGCGACAGGCAGUUUGAAUUUAAUGCAAGGAUCAAAUUUUAAUCACAAAUACCAAAUGCCAACUAAUAAUCAUACAGUGGUUCCAAAUGCAACAACAACAACAACAACACCUUCUACCACUACUGCAAGCAACAACACUACGACGAGUACAACAAACUUUAUGGACAUGACUUCAUCUGUCUCAACAACCAACGGAUACCACAUGGGUUUAACUUCACUACCAGACUAUAUGGCCAUGCUAAGAAAUAUCUGCAAAUCUGACGAUGAUAUUGCUGAACUUUUCCAAAACAUUCAACUUCAACUUCAAGAGCAAAAAGAUUUAAAUUUUGUGAUUGAGGGUUUCAGACUGGGAUUUUUAUGUGGUUUACGCACUCUAGAUAAAAACAAACAAACAACACAAAUGUAA
Naegleria fowleri is the source of this 3402-nucleotide messenger RNA. RefSeq lists its product as uncharacterized. The transcript has a single exon. NCBI's taxonomy places the organism in Eukaryota, Heterolobosea, Eutetramitea, Acrasida, Naegleriidae. Bases 1 to 3402 code for a protein of 1133 amino acids. The record is from RefSeq and is a predicted model, not a curated record. Gene Ontology annotation, biological process: regulation of DNA-templated transcription. Gene Ontology annotation, molecular function: DNA-binding transcription factor activity; DNA binding.